AUGAGCCAAGAAGACCAAGAUGUUGUUAUACUCCAAAAAGAAAGCUGGGAUCAUCUCAAGAGUUACAUAAAGCAGUGUUUUCGAAGUUUGACGAGAUCCUCAGUUGUUGAAGAAUACCGAAAAUUAUUCGCGGUUAAUAUUCUUUGGGGAGAGAGAUUAGUUGUUUCUUCCGUUUUGCAAAAACAAUCAGCAGGAGAUUCUAGUGAGAUACUGGCAGCAUUAACAAGCUUGCUUAAUGCACAUAUACCGCAACUUGGUGAGCUUUUAAUCGAAGAAACUACAUCUAGAUUUCUCAAUGCGUUUAAAACACAUAAUUCCAAAGGGUGCUAUGCCAUGGCUGCCUUGAUAGCAGAACUCUUCAACUAUGAGGUUCUUCACGAAAUACUAAUUCUUCAGAUCCUUCACCUUUUGAUGGAAGGUGUUAACGUGGACUCUGCGUGCCUUGCAAUGUUUGUGCUAAGCAAAUGCGGGCGACAACUGAUGCUCGUGGCGAAAACAGCACACGAUCUUGCGUUCGAAAGCUUGAGAAAGUUUUUCCAAGAGAACAAAGUUGAGAGGGCUGUUUACAGACGUUUUGAGGAUUUGUUUGACCUCCGUAAAAGAAACUAUCCUCAGCUUUCAAAAAGAAUACAUUUGCCUGACCACGAAACUGUAACCCACACUUUUCUACUAGAUCUAGAGAGUAGUACUCCGUCAUCAGACGAAAGCUUGGAAGAAUUCAGAUAUGACCGAAAUUUUAUGGAAAAAGAAUCUGAAAUAGAGACACUAAGGUCAAAGCUUUUUGCCUUGGAAGGAACAGAUGCUACUCCCGAUGAACAAAGACCUGCUGAAGACAAAACGCAAAGCCGAGAAUUAGAAAUGAAAAAGAAAAUCUAUCUUACUUUGAAAGGCUCCUUGUCUGGAGAUGAGGCGGCUCACAAAAUUCUGAAGUACAAGUUUCCUGAUUCCGAGAAGAAAGCAGUUGUUGAUAUAUUGGUCACUGCUUGUUCGCAAGAAACGACUUAUUCCAAAUUUUAUGGCAUUGUCGCUGAAAGGCUGUGUUCAAGUCAUAAAAGUUGGAAAGCGGCGUUCGGGCAAUCUUUUCAUGAUAACUACUCAGCUGUUGAUGAAUUCCAAGCCAACCAGGUACGAAACAUGGGGAAAUUUUGGGGGCAUAUCUUAGCGUCUGACUAUCUUGGUUUCGAAGUUUUUGAAUCAGUUCACAUGAAUGCAAAUGAGACAAGCUCGGCGGGAAGAGUUUACCUCAAAUUUCUGUUUCAAGAACUCGUUUUGGACUUAAGCAUCGACACCCUGCAGGCGCGUUUAGACGAACCGUAUAUUCAGCCUUUCUUGGUCAACCUUUUUCCAAAAGACGAUGCAGAGAAAAGUAGGUUUUCAAUCAAUUAUUUUACGGCUAUAGGUCUUGGUCGGUUGACAGAAGGCAUGCGACAAGCGCUUGCAGAUAUGGAGAAAAAAGUGGUAGCUUUACAAGACACAGAGGCAGAGUCAGGAUCCUCUUUGUUUAGCAGACGGGGAUCUUCAUCGAGCCCAAAAACCAAAGCAUAUAUCCAAGGUGAACGGGCCAGCAGCGAGACUGAUAAUUCACAUUCGUUAGAACGUAGUUAUAGAAGACCCCAGGAUGAAGAGUUCUCGCAAACCCGAUAUUCAGAGAGUCUCACACGUUCAAGAACAUCGGUUCGGAGAAGAUCGAGGACCCCUACGAGGCGGAGAUCGAGGACCCCUACGAGGCGGAGAUCGAGGACCCCUGCGAGGCGAAGAUCUCGAUCACCCAACACUCGUUUCGGGCCAUAA
This is a messenger RNA of Lachancea thermotolerans CBS 6340, 1791 nucleotides long. It is a transcript of the gene CWC22, whose product is annotated as U2-type spliceosomal complex subunit CWC22. Lineage: Eukaryota; Fungi; Ascomycota; Saccharomycetes; Saccharomycetales; Saccharomycetaceae. The transcript has a single exon. Bases 1 to 1791 code for a protein of 596 amino acids. Gene Ontology annotation, molecular function: protein binding; RNA binding. The record is from RefSeq and is a predicted model, not a curated record. Gene Ontology annotation, biological process: mRNA splicing, via spliceosome. Gene Ontology annotation, cellular component: catalytic step 2 spliceosome.